This is a messenger RNA of Mesocestoides corti, 3330 nucleotides long. The record is from the annotation of a GenBank genome assembly. NCBI's taxonomy places the organism in Eukaryota, Metazoa, Platyhelminthes, Cestoda, Cyclophyllidea, Mesocestoididae.
AUGUCUGACCGGGACUGGCCUUCGCUUCAAGUUCACCACGACGGCAACGCAGAUCCUCAACCAAACGUAGCUAAACCGCUCCCAAAAAUUAAGCCUCCGGACCCGACCCAUUUGUCCACGGAAAAAGAAGCAAGUGACCGGAAGCAAAGUUCUUGCCGCCAAAAAAAUAAAUGGAAAACGGUGCCUUUAGAUUAUACAUAUUCGAAAGAACCAACCAAUGACUCAAAGCCUCUCACUGAGGCAAAGUCGAAUAAGCUUGAAUACGGAAAAUUGAGUUCUACGUCUCGCAAUUCAGCCACGGAUGCCUCCAGUUGUCCGACCGUUUCAAAGUCCAGAAAUUUCGUGCGCACCCCUAGGAGUCAGCGGAUUUCGAAACGUCUGCCAAGACGUCCCCCACCAACAAGUAACUUAUCUACGGCCUGUGUCUCAGCGAAUUCCACUAGUAUUAAGUCUCACCCAAGUGGUUUGACUAGAAAGGUGGACAGGUUUCGAAGCCAGCCGCAGCUUGCCGCAUUACCUCCUAUUUUGCCGUAUUCGUUUUAUCCUCAAGCCAAUGGCACGCUCCAACUACCAGCACACCCUUUUGGAUAUCCAAUUGUGAUGAUAUAUGCGCCCCCCGAGAACUACAUAGGUUCGGACCCUGUUACCACACCACUGUUCUCCUGUGCUUCUCCCGAGUCAAACGACCAAAACGUCAUCAAUUCUGUUCAAUCUCCUGGUACCCAAACGUGGAUACCUACGACCGUCGAUUCCACAAAGCCUAGUGAAACCGCUUCCACACCGGUUGGUGUUAGCACUGCUUCGAUCUAUUUGCAACCUCCCGGAGUUUUGCACCUCUGCCCACCACUGUCCCCCGUGAAUGCCGAAUGCGCCCUCCAAUCCCAGAUUCUGCAUCAAAUUGAAUUCUACUUUAGCGAAAAUAACCUUGUCAGAGACACGUUCCUUCGACGGCAUAUGGAUUCUUCUGGCUGGGUUCCGAUUUCUGUUAUCGCAAAGUUUAACCGGGUUGCUUCGCUUUCUACUGAUUUGAACAAAAUAAUCAAGGCCCUUUUGCCUAGUCAAGUGGUCGAGGUAGAUACGUCGGGAAUGCGUGUCCGUUGCCGGGAUCGUCCGACGCACUGGGUUAUUCGGAGCAAAACACAAAAUUUUGAGGAAAACCGCCGAGUUGUCAAUGUUUCAACCGACAAGUCAGAGGAUAAAUGUUCGGACUCAGGCCAUCGGACUCCAGUUUUUCCUUUAAAUCCUGAUGCCCCUGAAUUCGUUCCCUCUGCUGGACUUCAGGCACAUCAAAGAAAGGCCAACGCUUUCGGUGAUGGCCAGAGACCUGACGUGUCACUUAAGCCUUCUGUAGUUGAGGACCAAGUGGAGGGUGAGGGACCUUUCGCAUUUGAAGAGUUUAAUUCAAAUGCGUCUGCUCCCACUUCCCCCGAACACCGAGAAACUCGGGUUCAAAUUGAGGACAAACGGCGAACCCGCCAAAUUUCUGCGGAAGAGGAUAUUGACGACACGAUGCUUUCACACCUACUAGUCGUUGCUCCAUCUCUUUGCCCCUCUGUCUUUCCUUCUCGUUCCAACAUUGCUGGCAACACUCGUGAUCUGUCUUCUCAAGAUUUCGUCGCUGAAACAGAGAUUUCUCGUUCGUUACCAGAAGACGGUAUGCUGGAUGAUAUUAAUUCGCAGCUUAUUCAGCUCGCGAACGAGUUUUGUCCGCCUUCCACCUCCGUCAAUGGCUCAGAGAAGACUGGCAUGUUGACAACAGGGACUUCCGAGGUAGUCGACUCCGUGAAUCCGGAAGGCGUUGCAGCCGAGGCAACGCCCGCGUCUUUUGAGAAUCUUAUUCCAGCAACAGGAGUUGCGUCUUCACUUUCCACACCAACUGGCACAUCAGCAUCGUUGCUGGGCAAUGUACCGACAUCGACAGCUCCUCCUUUCAUCCCAUCAGGAGCCACUUUGUUGCCUGCCGUGCUCGCUUAUCCCACAUCCUACUUGCCACCCGCCUCAGCUCUGCCUCACGGUGCAUGUGGUCGGGGAUCUAGAUUUCCACAGCCCCCAACUGCUGCUCCUCUUCUUUGCCCACCCCCCUGGAUUCCCAUGCCUCAGUUUUUCCAGCCAAUCGUCAACGGUUUUGGCACCUCCACUUCGACCCAAUCCAUUCUCUCUCCUUGUUCCGCUCAGCCAGAAAAAACCGGCUCAAAUUUAUCUGAUCCGACGAAUUCCUCCCCGUCUCCUACUUCACUGUCCACUGGAACUAAGGCCACCUCCUCUUCCGCAGAUAGACCGAUUGUUACUUGUUCACCAGGUGUCCCGACCACCACCCCCGUCGUCAUCUCACCUGCUGCCCCUGGAUUUUUUCUGUACUCCGCUGGAGCAAAUGGUGAGUUCCAUGCUCUCCCUGUUGCUCCACUUAAUCCAUCUACGGGUGCUCCUGUUUCCGGAACUGCUACUGGAUUAAUCAACUCUGCUUUCGUGGGGUUGCCAAGACCACUCUUACCCCAGCAACCUUUGCCAUUUCCUCCUACUGGAUUGGAUGAAAAUUCGAAGAUUGUCACUGAAGCAACCCCCGUCACCUUUAAGAGCAAAAAACCAACUCCCUCUGGCUUCUUCCCUGGUCAUUACGAGGCACGGCGUCCCGCGCACGUUGGGCCGCACCAGACUCAUCGUUACAGGACGGUGUCCACUGGAGCGACAACUUCUCAUAGCUCAGAACCUCAUGUUGGUUUCCUUUUUACUGGAAUGGGCGAGGGUAAAAGGCUGCGAACGGUCUCUGAGUGCAGUUACGGUCUCGAGAGACGUUUUCGAUCAGAUCUCUUUAAGGACUUUGAGGAUGAAACUCUGGUAGACUAUGAAGCAGGACAUCUGUACGGGUUGGAGAAGUUUUGGGCUUACCUUCAUUACAGCAAAAACACGAUUGAGGUUAACCCAAAGCUGUCUGAAAUAUUAAAGAAAUACAAAACCUUGGAGGAUUUCCGUGCAAAUUUUCAGCCACCUGAUGGGUUUUUCGUGGCUCGUGCUCGUCGCAGAACUCAAUCAGAGAUUAUCACAAGUAGUAACUAUCUUUGUGGUGUCGCUGAUUCCCCGAGUCAAAGACUUUCAGAUCUGCCUGCAGGUGGAUCUUCAAAGGAAAAUUCGUCUGACUCCGAGACUGACUGCGCAAACAAGCAAAAAACUGAAAAAAAGUCAACCGGAGAAGGUUUAUUUGCGGUGAUCCAAUCGCCAAAGUUAUCAAACGCCAGUUUGUCUCCCUCUCUUCACUUACCGAAAAAGCGGACCGAAUCUUCAAGUGAAACCGUUGCUCCAGCCAAAGCAAGUACUGAAGGCUCAAAGUCGUAA